ACCCACACAGCCGCACGAGUAUGCGGAGAGAGGCUCCACACACACGCUGUGAACAGUGCGGGCGGCAUUAUCAAAAUGCGCCGAGUAACCGAGCAGGAACUCAAACCGAGAGACGUGGCGGAAAGCCACUGCAUCCGCCGUGUGGUGGUACGGCAGCCGCCCGCCCUGACCACAGAGCCCGCAGGACACGACGCGGACGAGCCGCCCGCGCGUGCUGCCUCGGCCGCAGGCGCUGCUGUUGUGGGUGCGGCGGCGGCGGCCGCAUCUAAUGGCCGCCACACUCACGGCGCCGCUGCGGCACGUGCAGCCGGCAGCAGGCCGGCUGCGGCGGCGGCGGCAGUGGCAGCGGCACGCACCCCCGUGUACGGCACCGUCACCACCCUGCCCGGCACCGCACCGCCCCGGGACCGCUGGUUUGCACUCGCCUACGACCCCGCCGCCCCCGCCGCCCCGCCCAUGCCUGGCGGCGCCGCCGCUGCACCUGCACGCUGGUACGGCGACGGCAGCGGUUACAGUUACGGUUACGGUUACGGUUACGGUUACGGCUGCCUGCUGGCGGCAACUGACACAGCAGUGUACCGGGUGGCUGUCGGUGAUGAUGACGCCAGCAACGACCUAGCGGCGGCGGCGGCGGCAGCGGCGGCGGCAGGUGACGGUGAUGGCGGCGGCGGCGGCGGCGGCGGACACGGAGGAGCAGUGGGUGGUGGAGCGGGCAGUGCCGCCGCCGCGGCUCUGGCAGGCAUGCGGGCGGUGGCGGCCGCCGCCGCCGCCGCCGCGGCAGGGCGGCCCCAGCCCCAGCCGCCGCAGGCGUUACCGGGUCGUGGCGAGCGCGGCGACCUUCGCGUGGAGGUUGCCAAUCGCGCAAACGCCCCCGCUGGCGCUGCAAACGCAAAUGCAAAUAACGCCGCUGGCGGCGGCGGCGGCGCUGGCGCUGGCGGUGGUGCUGCCGGCGGCAGCGGCGGCGGUGGCGGCGGCGAGCAGUCGGCGUUGCAGUUGCUUGCGGGUGACCCAAACUACCGCGGCCGCCAGGACGGCGUCGGACCCGUGGCCCGAUUCUACGCAAUCAGUGCGCUGCUGGCGGCGCCGCCGGCGGCUGGCAGUAGCGGCCGCGGCGCCGCCGCCGGCACUUCAAUCUUCAACAAUCCGCUGUUUCCGUACUGCAGCCACUGUGGCGGCAGCGGUGGCGCUGGUGGCGGCGGCGGCGGCUGGGCUAGCGGCGGCUGCGGCUUCCUUGUUGGGGGUGGCGGCGGCGCCGCAGACAUCCUAUCACUGAUACGCAGUGGCGGCGGCGCCGCCUCCGUCGCCGCCGCCGCCUUCGGCGCUGACGGCGCCGCCGCUGGUGCAGCCGGUGGUGGUGGCGGCGGCGGGGGUGUGCUUGUGGUGGACUCGGCCGCGCUACGUGAGGUGGACGAGCGAGGCGGUGUGGUCACGCUGCUGAGCGAGCUGGGGGAUGCGGUGCCGGAUGAGGCCAGCUGCAUGGCGGUGCUGCCGCAAGGCUGUGUGGCUGUGUGCGGCUCGCAGUAUCUGCCCAUCAAACUGGUCAUCCUGGGAGGAGGCUUCGCGCCCGCCGGCGGCCUGCCACUCAUGCCUGCUACUGCCGCCCAUGCGGCUGCUACAGCCGCGUCGGCUGCUACAGCCGACGCUGUGCUUGGACCCUUCGGCAUCGGCCGCGGGCCGUGGGAUGCUGCUACUGCCAGGCGACUGCGAGCUACUGCCGCCUCCGGCGGCGGCGCUGCUGCUGCCGGAGGUGGCGGCGGCGGUGGCCUGGUGGGCUCCACGCGCUGGGCGCAGUUGCUGGGGGCCCCUGAGGGCGCGGGGAGCGCGUGGAGCGAGGCGGCAGGCGGCGGCGAGGAUGUGGACUAUGAUGUCAAGCACGCAGCUGGUAGUGGCAGCGGAGGAGGUGGCGGUGGCAGUGUCGGUUCCGGUGGCGGAGGUGGUGGCGGUGGCGGAGCUGCUAGUGGCAGCGCUUCCGGAGGCGGUGGCGGCGCCGCUUCGUCAGUCGGCCGCGUUGCUAAUCAGUCUUGGGACGAGGAGAUGGUCCUGAUUGACGAGGAGGAGCAGCCGGUGGAGGAGGAGGAAUGGGAGUCGGACUCCGGGUCCGAGGAGCCGACUGGUGGCGAGGCUAUGGCCGCCGCAGUAGUCACCGCCGGCCCGGCACCGCCGCCCUCAGCUGCGGCUCUGAUCUCAGCGACAGUGGUGGCGGUGCGCGUUGGCGGCGUGGAGGGCGCGGAGGGAGGUGCCGCGGUGGCGCCGGGGCGAGUGUUUGUGGCACACCGGGCGGUGCUGUGCGCCCACAGUGACUACUUCCGCCAGCUGCUGACGGGGGGCUUCGCGGAGACCGCACAGCCGCCAGCCACACCCCACGGCGACUCCAGGACGGCGCGCCUCCGUGGCUGCGCCGGCGACGACAUCGGCGCCUUCACCAAACGCGCACCGGCCCCUGCAGCCGCCGCCGCUACUGGCCACGCGCCGCCGCUGCUGCCGCCGCUGCUGCGGCUGCCGGAGGCUGACGCGGACGCCUUUGCGGCGCUGCUGGGGUUCAUGUACAGCGGGCGACUGGAGGUGGCGCCGCACCUGCUGCGGUCCGCGGCGGAGCUGGCGGGCCGGCUGCUACUGCCGGCCGCCUGCAGCCUGGAGCUGCAGCGGCGGCUGCUACUGCUGGCCACGCCCGCUACAGCCGCCGCCGACCUGCUGUGGUCGGAGCGGCACUCGCUGGGGGCGCUCACGGAGGGACUCAAGCUGUACAUCGUACGGCACCGGCGCCAGGUGGCGGCGGCGGCGGCGGUUACGGACGGCGCGGCGGCGGCGCUGGCGGCGCUGGCGGCUGGUGCGCCGGAGCUGACGGCUGAGGUGAUGCUCGCGCUGAUGCGGGCCACGUCACACUAGCCGUAUCAAUUAUUUGCGAUGGCUUGGUGGAGGAGCGAGAAGAGGCGGCUGAUGAUGUGAUGAGGGUCUGAAGGAGCGAGGGAGGUUUAUCUCCAGGGGCCGUCCAUCCGGCAGUCAGGGGUUCGGCAGUACGAGUAUGAGUAUGAGGGUCUGAAUAAGGAGCGAGGGAGGCUUAUCUCCAGGGGCCGUCCAUCCAGUCGUUCAACUCAUCUUCCUGAUGAUC
This is a messenger RNA of Chlamydomonas reinhardtii, 3109 nucleotides long. RefSeq lists its product as uncharacterized. Gene Ontology annotation, molecular function: protein binding. The transcript is spliced from 5 exons. Gene Ontology annotation, cellular component: cytoplasm; ubiquitin ligase complex. The record is from RefSeq and is a predicted model, not a curated record. Lineage: Eukaryota; Viridiplantae; Chlorophyta; Chlorophyceae; Chlamydomonadales; Chlamydomonadaceae. The coding region runs from base 76 to 2886 and encodes 936 amino acids.